AUGCCUCCUCCACUUAUUGAGGAAGAGGAAGAGGAAAUGGGGGAUUUUGAUGGCGGUCUCCCCCACAACUGGGAGGAUGACUUGGAUCUGCUUGCGGACCCUUUUUUCAAUGCUUACGACAACAACGAAUUACCUGACUUUGAGGAUCUCGUGCCUUCUCAAGCUUUGGAAGCACUAGCACCACCACUCUUCGUCGAUGAUGAGUCCACAGCACCUUUCUCAGGAUCGUCAAUGCAGGUUGACGCUAUACCGGAAGUCCCGUUACAGGAGCAGCCAGUAUUUGACCAAGAUGGCAAAAGAAUAGGCACUAUUCUACCCGUGAUGACCCGCAAACCUCUGCAAAACAUAUCGAUCAACAUUCCCUCGAGUACACUUAUUAGGCCGGCGAGUCUGUACGAAGGCGAAGAGCCACGACCCAGCGAACGAGAAUGGGUAGCGGUUCGAUCUUUGCUCCAAGAGAUGCAGCAGAACAGCGAGGAUGGAGAGCAAGACUUCAUUGUGUUCGAUAUUGAAGACUUCGCCGUGUACAUUGACGCUACAGUACCGGGUGGCAACAUGAAAAUUUACAAGGAGAGACGGUAUCCCUGCGAGAUGCGUCCCCUGCAACAUCUGAGUAUCCAGACCGCAUGCACUCAGAUGUACGUCGACGGUGUGUUGUCUGUGGGAGAGAAGCGGUUCUUUGUUAGGCAAAUUCCUUUCGAGGAAUUGCCUAUCGGGAACUACGGAGCAUCCGAGGCCACGGUCGGCUCUGAAAUUUGGAUACGCUCCAAACACAACGUUGCUAUCGCCAAACAGAAAGGCCCAGAUGUGUAUUAUCGGCUUGGAAGCCCAGCUCCCGAGUACCGACGCUACCAUGCCGGGUUUACUUGGGUUGCAGAUCUGGCUAAGCACGUGGUGGACUAUCUCUCCGCUGCUAUAGAGCAAAGCCGUCGUGUCACAUUCCGGGACUUCCGAUCCGACUUCUCACGAUGGCUUGCAGAUAUGCAUGGUCACUCGGAUGCUUUCUCCAAAUGGCGGAGGCAAUACUCCAAAGAGGACUUCUGCACAGCAAUUGUACCAAAUGUUCAAUUUAUCUAUAAGGAAGCCUACGGAGUCCUUGGACACCGAGCUACAACUAUCUAUCUCUGGAGAGAGAUUCGCGAGUUCACUGCAUUCGCCGAUAGCCAGGAGAAGAUGCUCAAAACCGGUGGAAGCAACGCUGACACGCCACAAACUUCGCCGUCGCCAACGCCAAAGCCGAAUCCAAAGACACGUCAGCCAGCUGACAUACCCAGGACAGUGGUAACUCCUUACGUUAACGACCUGUUCCAUCGUUUACCCUGUGGGCCGAUGAUGGAGGCAACCAGUCCGAGCGCAGACGUGGAGAAGCUCCGGCAGGGCGUCAUCCAGGGCCUGGGCUUGGAGGAGGCUUCAAGGAUUCAUACGACGGCCAAGGACAUCGCUGAGAAGACCGGACAGGAAGUACGAGUCGGAGAUGUGAUAUCCACACAUAGAGACGACGACGAAGACUAUUGGGUUCGAGAAGCCACCACUGGCUUCAACGACGUUGACUGCUGGUUUGGGCUCGUUCAAAAAGUUCAUAAUGUCCACAAUUCACGGCAGAAGAGUUUCGACGUAUCAUGGAUCUACACACCCACACAUACGCUUUGCGGGAUAAUGAGAUAUCCGUGGAACAACGAGCUUUUCCUUUCCGACCACUGUACCUGCGGCGACGCUACUGUCGGAAAGAUCAAGGAAAAUGAGGUACUGGCAGUCCAUGGGGUGGACUGGGGAGGUUCAUCUAGAACAGAUACAGAGUUCUUUUGUCGCCAAACGUACCUCCAUGAGGAGCGAAAAUGGAUCACGUUCAAAGAGCAACACCUGCGAUGUCCUCACCGCCAAGCUAGGCCGGAAUUUCCUUACCUAGCAGGAGACACUCUGUUAGUAAGCCUAGAGCUAGGUGACGCUAUAGUCGAGCCCUGCGAGUUGGUAACUCUCCCCGACGCCAAUGGCGUAGUAACCUUUCGCCGCCUGGAGCGCAGACAUCGCCUGCAGCCUGAUGUUCCACCGAACGAACUUGUCUACACCGACGAAGAGUUUACUCUUGGACAGGAAAACAUCCAUGGAAGAUGUCUCGUCCGAGUCUUCCGCCCCGACGAAAAGAUACCACCACCAUAUGAUCGUAACGGGGUGAGCAAUGUAUUCUUCAUAACGCAGCGAUGGCAAGACGGUAUUAUGAUUCCCAUUGAGGAUGCUCCCAUAACGCUCAGACAGGGGUUCGAUCCCAGAAAGCAGUUCGACAAGCUUCGGGGCUUCGAUCUCUUCUGUGGAGGGGGAAAUUUUGGCCGCGGCCUUGAAGAAGGCGGGGCGAUCGAGAUGAAAUGGGCCAACGACAUCAACAUCAAGGCCAUCCAUACUUACAUGGCCAAUACUACCACUAAUACCGUCCAUCCUUUCGCUGGAUCGAUCGACGACCUCCAACGACUUGCCCUGCAAGGGGAGUUUUGCGAAAGGGUACCUGAGAUCGGAAUGGUCGACUUCAUAUCGGGUGGGAGUCCAUGCCCUGGCUUCUCACGCUUGACCAUCGACAAGGCCACUCCCGAGCAACGCAAAAACCAGUCACUAGUGGCAGCAUUUGCUUCGUUCGUUGACACUUACCGACCUCGCUAUGGCCUGCUUGAGAAUGUCAUGGAGAUCCUUCAGCCGAAGGGGCGCCGAGGCGAGGAUGUGUUCAGCCAGUUGAUAUGCGCCCUCGUCGGGCUCGGCUACCAGGCUGAGGUCUUCUUGUUAGAUGCUUGGAACUACGGAUCUCCGCAAAGCCGAAGUCGAGUUUUCUUAUGCUUUGCGGCGCCUGGCCUCGCUCUUCCCGAUAUGCCUCUCCAUUCUCAUUCUCACUAUACGGCUAAGAUUCGCAGUCGAGGACUGGGAUGGAUUCCCAACGGGAAGUCAAUGGUCGACCGGCUGGUAAUGCCCACCCCGUUCAAGUUUAUCAGCGCACAAGAGGCGACGGCUGAUUUGCCUGACAUCAUGGAUGGAAAGGCAGACUAUUGCAUCAACUUUCCGGACCACAGAGUCGCCGUCGGUGUCACCAAGAGAUUACGCACACAGAUGGGUAUCAUUCCAAUGCACCCACACGGAAUGAAUUUCCGCAAGACUUGGAAUAAAGGAAAGGGAGUCAUGACUGUGGCCGAGAGGAGCCUCUUCCCGGAGAAAGGUGAGAGGGUUAAUGAGCUUAUGUCUAACUCUUGGGGACGAGCAUUACCAGGCAAGGUCAUGCCAACAAUUACAACCACUCCAGCACCCACAGAUGCUCGCGUUGGAUUCAUCAUGCAUUGGGAACAGGAUCGCGUUUUGACUAUCAUGGAAGCGCGGCGUGCGCAAGGCUUCCGAGACCACGAGGUCCUCCUCGGGGCACCCAAAGACCAAUGGAAGGUCGUUGGAAACAGUGUGGCUAGGGAGGUGUCGUUAGCCUUGGGUCUGUCCUACCGCCAGGCGUGGUUGGGAACUCUGGUUGACGGAGAUGAAGUCGCACCGAGAGUCCACAUCCCACACGACCUCUCUGAUGGGGUGCAGAUGAUGGACACACCGCCUCUAGCAGAUUCGCGUACGAGCAUCUCUGGAUCGGCAUCGCCAGCUUCAUCGUCGAGUCGUGCCGUGCCUGCGAAGCGUCCUCUGGGAAGCACGCUUUUGGUUGAGCGCUUCACGUCAAAGAUGACGAAGUCGAGCCGGACACAGACAUCGAGUGGUAGCAGAACCACAGUCGAGGCGGAGGAUGAGACUCAGGCCGAAGCGACGACCUCGUUGGUGACCUCGGACAUUGAGAUCAUUGAAAUUGACUAGGCAUAGUGAUUUUGGACCGGCAUUGGAGUAGGUGGUUUGCGAUACAUUUGCAUCUUUGUGCGACAGAGCGCAAAGCUUCCGGACAUUUUGUCAGAAUCCUGAAUAAGGGAGAGUCAACACUUGGAGUCACUGGAAAGAUAGACAAAACGCAUAGCGAAGAUGAUGUGAAUUUUGAGCUUCACAGGAUGAUCAAUUAGUGGUUAAUCAACA
This is a messenger RNA of Colletotrichum acutatum, 4029 nucleotides long. RefSeq lists its product as uncharacterized. Gene Ontology annotation, biological process: negative regulation of gene expression via chromosomal CpG island methylation. Gene Ontology annotation, molecular function: chromatin binding; DNA (cytosine-5-)-methyltransferase activity; DNA binding. The transcript is spliced from 2 exons. Gene Ontology annotation, cellular component: nucleus. Lineage: Eukaryota; Fungi; Ascomycota; Sordariomycetes; Glomerellales; Glomerellaceae. The record is from RefSeq and is a predicted model, not a curated record. Bases 1 to 3819 code for a protein of 1272 amino acids.